AUCACAUUUUCUCCUUUCUCCAUCUUCUUUCUUCUGAAAAAAACUAACAAAACAAGUGAAUAUAUUUAAUUUUUUUCAGUAUGAUGGAAGGAGAGAAGAGAAAACAGAGGCAACACCAGCAAGAUAAGCCAUACAGAGGAAUACGGAUGAGGAAGUGGGGUAAAUGGGUAGCUGAAAUUCGAGAACCAAACAAACGCUCUCGAAUUUGGCUUGGUUCUUAUUCUUCCCCUGUUGCUGCUGCUCGUGCUUACGAUACCGCUGUAUUUUACUUGCGAGGUCCUUCAGCUAGGCUUAAUUUCCCUGAAUGUAUAGUGGAUGACCAUGAAAUUCACGAUCUAUCAGCUGCUUCUAUUAGAAAGAAAGCUACUGAGGUAGGUGCUCGAGUUGAUGCUCUGCAAACUGCGAUUCACAAUUCUACUGUUAAUUCUGUUGAAUCAAACUGUAAUUCGAAUUCUAAAUCUACAAGGAUGAUGAUGAAGCCUGAUUUGAAUGAAUAUCCUAGCCCGGAAAGUUGCGACGAAGAUAACUGAAUCUCUGCGAGUUAACAGAGGCCAAAAGGGGGAUUAUUUUUAUGUUGAUUAGAUAUACUGAGGAUCCAUGUAUGAAAUAUAAUCCGAAGGGAUUAUAUGUUAAUAUUAUCAAUUAUGAUAGUUAUUAAAGGAAAUUUAAUCUCAAAUUACGAA
Solanum lycopersicum (tomato) is the source of this 683-nucleotide messenger RNA. Its product is annotated as DEAR1-like TCP binding protein. Lineage: Eukaryota; Viridiplantae; Streptophyta; Magnoliopsida; Solanales; Solanaceae. The record is from RefSeq and is marked validated. Gene Ontology annotation, molecular function: DNA-binding transcription factor activity; DNA binding. Gene Ontology annotation, biological process: regulation of DNA-templated transcription.